CCCUGCAGGGGCGAAAAGGAGUAAUAAUUAGCAGCUUCUUGGUCUGGCUGAGCGCGCGGAGGGGCACUGCCAGGCGCCAAGCCCAGCCUGCCCGCCCCUCCUCCGGCGCUUGGCUGCAACCUCCGGCACAGGUGAGCCGGCGCUGACUUUCCGACAGUCAGUCUGUGACUAAGCAGGGGAACAAACUGUCUCCGGUGCUAGUUCAGCCCAACAACUAAGGUAAAAAGGAUCUUUCUGCUCACAUGUGAAUAACAGGUGAAAAUGAAGGUCAUGAGAGUGUUAUCUUGGUAGCUGAGAUGGUUGAAGGCCAGCUUCUCCGUCAUCAUCCCAGAGCCUGGUAAAUGGAGCUCAAGAGGAGAGAGUGCUGAUUCUUUUGCAGCAACACAUGAACAGAAAAAAUAAGUCAUGCGUGAUCCCUGUGACGUCAACCUUUGAAUUUCCUGUUGGAAACUCAGAUGAAGCAGAGAAUCCUCGAGCUCUACCACAGCAGCAAUUCCAGAAGGAUAUCCUCAGAUGAUCUCAAAAAGGGGGAAAAGAUGGCUAUGAUGCCUCACCAGGGCUCUUCUUGGAUCUUCGUCAAUGAGAGGACAUUCAUUACCAGGGAACAACUUAAUUCUUUAUUGGAGACCUAUAACAUUUUUUAUGAGAACCAGAAAAAUCUGCAUAUUUUGUAUGGACAGACUGAAGAUGGUAAACUAAUUGUUGAAGGAAUGCUGGACAUUUUCUGGGGAGUGAAACGGCCUAUACAGCUGAAAAUACAAGAUGAGAAGCAAAUCCCUUCUUUUACUGCGUCGAAGUCACCAGAUGUCUUUUCCAAAAGGGGAAUGACACGGUGGGGGGAAUUUGAUGAUCUUUAUCAUAUUAGUGAGCUGGACAGGACCCAGAUUCCAGUGCCUGAAGCAACGAAUUCCCAGGAAGAUUAUUUAUCUUAUCACAGCAGCACUCUGAAGCCUCGUGCAGGUAAAGAGCCAGAAUCCUCACUGCUCUAUAGAACCAUGAGUGAAGCAAACCUGGUGAGAAAAAGGAUGAAGCCUCCAAUGAUGGACAGAAAAGACAGACAAAACCAUAGGGCCUCUAUUAAUGGGCACUUUUAUAACCAUGAAACAUCAAUUUUCACUCCAGCUUUUGGAUCAGAAACUAAGGUCAGAAUAAACAGUAAUAUGCGAACUGAAGAAGUAAUAAAGCAACUUCUCAAAAAAUUUAAGAUUGAAAACAGUGCCCAGGAUUUUGCACUUUACAUAAUUUUUGCAACAGGAGAGCAGAAACGGCUAAAGAAGACAGACAUUCCGCUACUGCAUAGGCUCCUACAGGGACCUUCCUCAAAGAAUGCUCGCAUUUUCCUCAUGGAUAAAGAUGCAGAAGAAAUUAGCAGAGAUGUGGCUCAGUACAUUAACUUCCAUUUUUCUCUCCUGGAAUCCAUCCUUCAAAGAUUAAAUGAAGAGGAGAAAAGAGAGAUUCAAAGAACGGUAACGAAAUUCAAAACAGAAAAGGCUAUUAUACUGAAAUGUCUUCAAAGUAAACGGGUAGUGAAAACAGAGACGACAGUUUAGCGAUGCAGGCUGCUAUUGCUAAAACACUUUAACAAAAUUAGAGAGAUGUUACUAUUUGAUGAGUGCAUAAAUUCUAUACUUGCACUCAUACAAAUAUAUAUGAACUUGAAUCCGUAGAAAUUGAAUGUCAAAGAAGCUUGUCUCUCUUUGAAGUGAUGAGGUUAACUAGAGUUCACAGUUGGACUGAAAUGAGCUUGAAUUUAUUUCAGUAACUGAAAUAAGCAUGGAUACUGUGUAUUCCAAAUAGUUUUUAUAGUAAAACUCAAUGAACUUGAAUUUAAAUGGCACCUUCAGAUAUCAUGCAAUUUAAACUUCUUUAGCUUGAACUCUCAAAAGAACUGAAAUUCAGUUUCAGUUCAGAAAUAAAAACUGUCAGCCCUUGAAACAAAAUGAAGCACAUUCUUCCUCCACCAAGGCAUCUGGUGGUGACAGUGUUUCACAGUGCCUUGAAGACUCUAGCAUUUUCAUAAAACCCAGGGCUGUCUUUAAAUGGGUGGAUGACUUUUGGCUAUCUGUAACAUCAGAGCUAUCUGCCCUUUAGGAAGGAGAAGAUUGUGGACUCUUCUAAGAAAUCCAAAUUGUAAUUGUCUCAGCCUGACCCUUCUUUUUUCAUCUGUUCGACUGAUGACUUUCAAAAGUGUUAAGGUUUUUUUUUUAAAGGCAGUCGAACUAAUUUUCUUUAUUGUUCUAAAUAAAUAUAGCACAGAGACUUAAUAUAUUUCAUCAACUAGGCCAAGACUUGGCACACAGUAACCAUUGUUGCUGAAUCAAUGCAAUGGAUAAGGCAAAGCAGGUGUCACUAAUGCCAGGCAGGGAAUCGGAGCUCUGCCCUUUUUCUCUAGGACAACUUCUUCUACACGAUGAUGCCCAAGUACUUACAAGUCUGCUAAACUGAUUUGGAAAAAAUACACUGAAAAUGCCACAAGUAUCAUUUGUGAUUUUAUUUAUGAACUCUAUAUUGGAAUAGAGUUUUAUGCAAUAUUCUUCCACUUGCUAAACUACUUCCAUUUGCAUUCCUCAUAAGCACUGUACUGUUUGAUUACAUUACAUGUUACAUGUGUUAAGGGAUAAGGUUGUAUGUAAUAAACCCACUUGGAAGAUUAAUUAUCAAAAUAAUGAAACAUUUUUAAGACAAAGGUAUUACUUCUCAGGUCACCAGAACCUAACCUGGAUGAAAGUAAAAGUGUGCCAUGACCUUUUCAGUACUAGGAAAUUUCUUUUAUUGAGAAAAAAAGAAGCUUGCUUCUUUAUCUUUUCACCUAUCAAUUAAUAAGAAAAAAAUCUCGUCUCACUAAAAUAAGGCAAAUGUAAUAGUUAAAAUUCAAUAUACUUAUAAAAAACAAAGUAAUAUCAAGUACCCACCAUAAACAUGACAAAAGAUUCAUCUUUAAUAUAUUGAAAGUCUACAAAAUGCAUGAGAAAAAUACCAAGUCUUGGAUAG
Messenger RNA from Equus quagga, 2991 nucleotides. It is a transcript of the gene RASSF6, whose product is annotated as Ras association domain family member 6. The transcript is spliced from 12 exons. NCBI's taxonomy places the organism in Eukaryota, Metazoa, Chordata, Mammalia, Perissodactyla, Equidae. The coding region runs from base 456 to 1550 and encodes 364 amino acids. The record is from RefSeq and is a predicted model, not a curated record. Gene Ontology annotation, biological process: signal transduction.